Schistocerca cancellata (South American locust) is the source of this 1305-nucleotide messenger RNA. RefSeq lists its product as uncharacterized. The transcript is spliced from 6 exons. Lineage: Eukaryota; Metazoa; Arthropoda; Insecta; Orthoptera; Acrididae. The record is from RefSeq and is a predicted model, not a curated record. The coding region runs from base 1 to 1305 and encodes 434 amino acids.
AUGUGCAUCGACUCCGAUGAGCAGGCGCUGGCGGUGGAGGAGUACAUCCGGAUCGUGGCGCGCGUGGUGCGGAAGCAGGCGAGCGGCCCGGCGCGGCUGGUGCUGCUGCGGGCGGCGGCCGACGCGCUGGCCGGCUGGCUGCACGUGCGGGCGCUGCCGCGCGCGCGCGCCGCCUUCUACGCGGGGCACAUCUCCUACGAGCCGGCGCGCCGCCUGCACUCGCUGCUCGAGGAGAUGCGCUGCCUGCUGCGCUCCGACGGGCAGUUCUGGCGGCCGGCCGAGCACGUGCGUCCCGUCACCGGCGCCAGGGCGAAGCGCCGGCGCAGGUCCGACGACAUACCGGAGGGCUGCUCGAGCCUGCUGGUGCGCGGCAGCGGCAAGGACGUGCGGGUGCCGCUGCCCUUCCUGGACAACCCGACGAGCCCGGCGGUGCUGGCUCUGCCCGUGAAGGGCCGGGUGCUGGUCCGCCUGGACGACCCGGGCGCCGAGUCGCUGCUGGUGCACUUCCACGACGCGGCCGAGGCCUGCCUCGCCGGCACGCCGCAGGCGCAGCAGUUCCACGAGGACGUGCGUACACUGCCGCUGCGAUCCAAUCGCAGGCCAAUAUACACUAUGCAGAGCUGGCUGCGGCAGGAGGUGUCGCCCCUGCUGAUGGGCGAGCACUGGUACCCGGCGCUGGGCGGCGCCGCGGCGCUCAUGGACGGCUCGCGGGGCGCGGGCGGCGCGGGGGGCGGCGGCCCGGAGGCGGCGGCGGCGGCGGCGGCGCGCAAGCGGCUGGACACGUGGCGCCACGCAGAGCCGGCGGCGGCGGUCGCGGGCCCGCCCCCGGCACAGCUGCCCGUCACCGGCGACGCCGGGGGCGGCCUGGCCAGGUUCUUCCACUCCCUCUCCUCCUGGGAGCUGGCCGCGCUGCUCGUCGCCUCCGCGCUGCUCGUCUGGCUCAAGGUGGCGUUCUGCUACGUGAUCGCCAACUGCUUCCGGCGGCGGAAGAAGCAGGCGGGGGCGGUGACGCCCGGGGGACCACCGGGGGCGGCCGCCGGCGAAGGGGGCGUCGCUUCCAGGCGCUCCUCCGCCUCCUCCAGCUCCAGCAGCAGCGGACGCGCCAGCAUCCUCAGCGCUCUCGUCUCCGUGCUGGGAGGCGCCGUCAGUCCACAGGAGCAGGCGGUGGCGCACCGAGCCUCGGGGCCGGCGAGGAGCGCCAGCCAGCAGCGGAGGGGUCGCCAGUCGUCGUCGGGCUCCCGCAGCCGGUCGUCGACGUCGCUGUCGCAGCCGUCGGUGCUGGAAGCGCGCCAGACCAGCCAGUGA